CGAACCAACUGGAGCACCGGCACCAUCCCGGCAUCCUGGAGAGGGAUUUUGUGAGAUUUUGUGUGGAUACAUGGGAUCCAUGCUCAGAUGGGAGAUUUGGGUGAAUAUUUGAGAUAUUUGGCACCCCUGGCACCCGUUUCCCCCCGGACAGCACACACAGUGCCCAUUUCAAAGAUGGCGGCAGCAGCGUCACCCGUCCCACACAACGGGGGGAGCCAGACCGGGCGGAAGAGAAUUUUGACCGGAAGUGAGUCCGUCCCGAAUUGGGUCCCCCGCGGGCGGAUGCGCAGGGCCUGGCGGCGGGGAGCGAUGGAGGCCGGCGGGCACGGGCAGGAGGCCGAGGCGGGCGGCCAUGGCGGCCACAAGAAGAAGCACAAGAAGCACAAGAAAAAGCACAAGAAACGGCAUCACCACGAGGCCGGGCCGGCCCCGGGGCCCGAACCGCCUCGGCAGCCACGGCUGCGGCUCCGGAUUAAGCUGGGAGGGCAAAUCCUGGGCACCAAGAGUGUCCCCACGUUCACGGUGGUCCCCGAAGGGACGCACUCGCCGUCCCCGCUGCUGGCGGGGGAUGAGGAGGAGCCCAGCGUGCCCAUCGAGCAGUACCGGGCAUGGCUGGAUGAGGACAGCAACCUGGCCCCCUCACCGCUGCCCGAGCUGGACACCGAGAGCUGCUUCCCUGGCCGAGAGGAGGGCGAGGAGGAGGAGGAGGAAGAGGAGGAGGAAGAGGAGGAGGAGGAGCGGCGCUGGCUGGCGGCCCUUGAGAGGGGGGAGCUGGAUGACAACGGGGACAUCAAGAGGGAGGUGGACGAGUCCCUCCUGACGGCCCGGCAGCGCGCGUUGCUGCACAAGCAGCAGAGCCAGCCCCUGCUGCAGCUGCCCAUGGGCGCCAAGGCCAAGGAGGUGACGGAGGAGAUGCGGGAGAAGCGCGAGGAGCGGGCGCGGCGCCGGCGGCUGCAGGCGGCCCGCAAGGCCGAGGAGAGCAAGAACCAAACCAUCGAGCGCCUGACGCGCACGCACAAGGCCAAGGUGCGGGCCCUGCGCGAGCGCCGCGCCCGCCCCGCCCCGUGCCCCGUGGUUCAUUACCGCAGCGCCGCCGACGGCGUCACCGUCUCCUUCCCCGCCGGCUUCCCGGUGCCCGCGGCCGCCGCCGCGCCGCCCGCGCCGCCCGCCCAGCCCUGCGCCGUGCCCGGUUGCGGCAACGCCAAGCGCUACAGCUGCGCCCAAACCGGGCGGCCUCUCUGCAGCCUGGGCUGCUACCGGCGCAACCUGCAGCUGCUGCAGAGCGCGGGCUGAGAGCGGCGAGGGGGGACAGGAACUCUCCAGGGGCUACGGGACCUCUGAGGGGACCUCACCAAGGGGCGAUGAGCCCUCUGUGGGGGCUGCAGAUCCUCUGCAGGGGGCUAUGGGGCCUCACCAAGGGGCUUUGAGCCCUCUGUGGGGGCUGCAGAUCCUCUGCAGGGGGCUAUGGAUCCUCGCUGCGGAGCUAUGGGUCCUCACCAGGGGCUACAGACACUCUCCAGGGGGCUAUGGGUCCUCUGAGGGGCGCUCCAGACCCUCACCAGGGAGCUACAGAUCCUCUGCAUGGGGCUAUGGACCCUCUAUGGGGGGCUAUGGAUCCUCUGAGGGGGCCUGGGAGACUCUGAGGGGAGCUAUGGGUCCUCUCUGGGGGGCUAUGGGCCCUCUGAGGCGAGCUACAGACUCUUAUUAGGGGGCUACGGACACUCUCCAGAUCCCCUUGGUGGCUAUGGAACCUCGGAGAGGAGCCACAGGCCUUCUCUGGUGGGUUAUGGAUCCUCUGAGGGGAGCUAUGGCCCCCACUGGGGCCUACAGACCCUCACCAGGGGGAUACGGGACCACUGCAGGGGCUACAGAUCCUCCCUGGGGGGCUACAGGCCCUCACCAAGGGGCUAUGGAUCCUCUGAGGGGGCUAUGGAUCCUCUCUGGGGGGCUGUGGAUCUUCUCCGGGGCUGUGGAUGCUUUGCUGUGGAUCCAAAGGGCCAGACCAGCCGGCCAUAUGGAGUUCCUGCAUUGUCCACACGGACACAGAGAGCUGGAAGAGGAACCUGUGGGUCUGCACUGUGGGGAGCUCCAGACCUUCCACGUGGAGCCAGAACAAGGAGAUUCAGAAUGUCCGUCAUGGAUACAGAGGCUCUGGCCAGGCCACCCAGAGAGCUGCAGUUCCUCAUGGACACCUGGAGCUCCUCCAAACGCAUGUGGACACCUGGGAUGUGAAGCUCCAGUGGGCUUUGGGCUCUCCAGCGUGGACACGGGGGGUUGGGGACCCCGGCAGGGACAGAGGGUGGUCCUGAGGUGGCAGAGCUGAUUAAAAGCUGUUGUUGAAG
Zonotrichia leucophrys gambelii is the source of this 2342-nucleotide messenger RNA. RefSeq names its product INO80 complex subunit B (gene INO80B). The coding region runs from base 88 to 1293 and encodes 401 amino acids. The transcript has 7 exons. The record is from RefSeq and is a predicted model, not a curated record. Gene Ontology annotation, biological process: chromatin remodeling. NCBI's taxonomy places the organism in Eukaryota, Metazoa, Chordata, Aves, Passeriformes, Passerellidae. Gene Ontology annotation, cellular component: Ino80 complex.